This is a messenger RNA of Dicentrarchus labrax (European seabass), 5374 nucleotides long. RefSeq names its product golgin A1 (gene golga1). The record is from RefSeq and is a predicted model, not a curated record. Lineage: Eukaryota; Metazoa; Chordata; Actinopteri; Moronidae. Gene Ontology annotation, cellular component: Golgi apparatus. The coding region runs from base 358 to 2874 and encodes 838 amino acids. The transcript is spliced from 24 exons.
AUUACGUGUAGCUCACCGACUAGCAGCAGCAGCAGCUAGCUUGUCAGACGAGACAGUACCCAGCGAGUUCACGUCGACUGCCACAACCAUAGCUGUUCUUUAACUGUAUGUAGAGAAAAGGCGAAUGUACAGUCACCGAGCACCUAACAACUCCACGAACUGAUAUUUUAUCCAAGUUAAUACGAUGUAGCAGAAUGGAAUCACCAGUACAGACUUGUUUUGAGUGGAACUGCAGAAGGAAGUGGCUCUGUUGCAGCCCUCGGAACCAGGAGCCGUAAAACUCCAUGCAUCACGCAGGGUUACUUACUCUCAAGAAACUGGAAGUUGCACUCUAAACGAGACACUGAAAGGACAGUAAUGUUCGCCAAGUUGAAGAAGAAGAUCGCAGAAGAGGCGGCCACAGCACCUCGCAGUGGUGUCCGUAUACCACGUACGAUCAGCAAGGAAUCCAUCACCUCAGUGGGGGCCGACUCAGGGGAUGACUUUGCGUCUGAUGGCAGCAGUUCCAGGGACGACCUGCCCGCCCAGCUCCUCAGAAGGAAUGAUCAGAUCCGGAAGCUGGAGGCCAAGCUGUCGGACUACGCUGAGCAGCUACGAAUUAUGCAGAAGACCAAGGACAAGCUUGAAAUUGCAUUAGAAAAGCAUCAGGAUUCAUCCAUAAAGAAACUUCAAGACCAGAAUGAGUCUCACCAGGCCAGCAGAACCAAAAUGGCAGAGGGGAUGGCUUUAGCACUGGAGAAGAAGGAUCAGGAAUGCGUGGAGAAGAUGGCUGUUGUGGAAAAGGAGAAGGCUGCCCUGUCAGCCCGGCUAGAGGAGAUGAUGGAGCAAAGCUUAGCACUCUUCCAGAAAAGGGAUGACCUGGAUGAACUGGAGGGCUUUCAGCAGCAGGAGCUGGCUAAAGUUAAACACAUGUUGCUGAAGAAGGAGGAGCUGCUGAGCCAGCAGGAUCGGGAGCUCCAGCAGAAGGAAGCUGAAGUUCAGUCGGCAAAGCGAGGAUUGUCGGAGACUCGGGGGAAACUCCAGGCACUGCAACGGCAACACGAGGAGAGCUGCAGGCUCAACUCUGAGUUUGAAAUAGAGCGAGAGGAGCUGCUGCUGCUCAGAGAGGAGGCAGACAAGAAGAUCAGUGAGCUGGAGGGACAAUGCCAAGAGCUGCAGUUAGUCAUCCAGCAGGUCUCUGAAGACUUCCAGAAAUCACAGGGUAUGGUGUCAACAUUAGAGAGGUCCCUCCAGGAAUUACAGACUGAACAUGAAGCCCUGAAGUUGCAACAACAAAAGGCUGCUGUAACGGAGGAGGACAAGGAGCGCUUGUUAACGGACCUUCAGAAGAAAGUUGCGUCUCUGGAGAGACGGCUGCAGGGGAACCUGAGCCAGGACGAACACCUACAGGAGCUUCUCCAGGAGAAGUCCAGCCUGGAGCAAAGUCUGGAAGAGACCAGAGCAGAGCUGCUGGCGGUUCGGACUAACCAUGCUGAUACUGUUUGCUCUCUGGAGGCACAGGUAUCUAGAAUGAGCUGCAGCAUUACUGAGCUGCAGACCCUCCUCCGGCACAAAGAGGACUCCUCCAGAGCUUACAGAGAGAGAACAGACACACAAAUAGCUAAUCUGGAGCAGCAGGUCCUAGACAGCAGUGAGAGACUGAAGAAUGCAGAGCAGCAGAUCACAGAGAAACAGCAGCACAUGGAUAAACUGCAAGGAGAGUGGAGUGCAGAGAAGGCGUUUCUGGACCAACAAUUGUGCUUGUUAGAACAGCAGAGUCAGGAAAAGGCCAGCCGGCUGGAGGAAAGCAUCAGUUCUCUACAGACAGAAAGACAGAUGCUGCAGGACAGGGGGGCUGAUCUGGACAGGCAGAAGAGUGAGGCAGACUCUUCUCUGAAGCAGCGGACAGAGGAGCUGGAGCUGUGCAGAGUGGAGCUAAACAGCCGGCAGACAGUGAGCACGGAAAUAGCCAAAGCUCUAGAAGAAACCAGGCACCAGAAGGAGGAGCUGCAAACACAGGUUGGAGAGCUCACCACAUCUCUACAGAGCUCACAGCAGGAAGUAUCCACUGUCACUGAGAAACUAGCACUGAGAGAGGAAGACAUCAAAACACUACAGAAUGAGGUGCAGUUUCGGCAGGCCUCACUGAUCCAGCUGCAGGAGGAGGUGGAGCGGCAGCGGGCCCAGAUGGAGCAGAUGGAGCUGGACAAAGACUCCCAGCUGGCCAGCCUGAGGGAGGAGCUGCUUAGCCAGACUCAGCAGCUGGAUAGUUGCCAGACGCGGAUCUCGUACCUGGAGGUGGAGGUGGAGACCCUGACAGAACAGCUUCACAGCCCUGAAGUGUGUGAGGAGGAUCAGAACGGCAGUGUGACAGUGGAUGACCUGGAUCACAUUCAGAAGGUCAACAGAGAGCUGGAGCAGCAGCUCAGCGACAAAAACAGGACCAUCAAGCAGCUGCAACAGAGACUGGCAGAACUGAAGCGGACGCUGCAGAAGGAACUGAAGCUAAAGCCUGAGCCAGAAGCUGAAGGGAAGGAAAGGUUGCCAGAAAGCCGAGCAGAGAAACAAGAGAGGCUUUGCCCAGACCCGCCGCCAGCAUCCACCCCAAGCCCCCCGACCUCCAACACCACGGUGACCAACACCUCAGACCUCAACGAUUCACGAGAAAUCAACUUUGAGUAUCUUAAACAUGUCGUCCUCAAGUUUAUGUCAUCCAGAGAGGCUGAGGCAUACCAGCUAAUACGAGCUGUAUCUGUGCUGCUCAACUUCACUCGCGAGGAAGAGGACAUGUUGAAACAAACUCUGGAGUACAAGAUGUCCUGGUUUGGAUCCAAGCCUUCUCCAAAGGGUACCAUCCGGCCUUCAGUCUCAGGCACAUCGACUCACUGGAGCUGAUGAACAGCAGAAGCGAUGGAGAGAAAGGAAGUAAAGGACCACCUCCUUGAGGAAGAAGUCCUUUUUCUGUGGCUCCCAUCACUGAGCAGACUCAAGGUUUAAACUUUGAACAGCCGCCCAGAGUAUUCUCUGGCUCUGUGUGGGAAGGACUGUUGUUUUCUGCUCUGCGGGGACAGAGAAGAGCUGCACAGUAUGUUUGCGUGAUAAAGGCCUAUUCAUAAUCAGUUGUUCAUUUUAAAAUGGCAUUAUUUUCUUGUCAGUGGUUAAGGCAGAUGGACCUUUGACCAAACAUUAUAGAGGAUAAGGGACAGACACAUCAUUCACACUGCAGUUGAUUUUUUCCCCCUGACGUAUGACAUCGAUCUUUCUAGUCCAUGAAAACAGAAGAAGAGUUAGCAUGUUAAAAAAAAUGAGACAAAACAUCAGAAAGAAGUAACAGACUGACUUGACUGUUAUUUUAGGAACUGCCUCAUCAGUCCAUGUGUUUUUGUUGAAACAGUGUGACUUGUUGUGACUGCCUUCACUGGACAAACUGUCAGGCCUCUGAUUGCUGAAGGACCUUUUAGCCUGUCACUUUGUUAAUCUUUCAUUUUAAAUCAGAGGGCUUCUUAAUGAAAAUGUGUCAUUUAACGGCCUGUACAGGAUACUGCAGCUGACCUGGAUUCAGUAUCAGUGAGAAUUUAUUUAAUAGUACCUGCCAAGUGGACAUAAAUGGUUCACAUUUGUGUCAAAGGAUCUAAAUUAGUCUACAUGGAGAGUUUGAAGCCAUUUUUCUGAAUCCUCAAAAUAUCAUCAAUAAUUUUCUUAACUGGAAUAGCAGUAAAUUUGUUCUCUUUAUUAUCUGUUGAAAGAAUCGUGAAAGUUGAUGUUUUCCAGGGUGGAGAAUCCAGGCUGGGAUUUCUGUCAAAUAGAUUUUUUUGAGAAAUGAGAACAUUUUACCAUUUGUAACUGAUGAUUAAUGAUUACUGAAAGUCAUGAUUAACUGAGUUGAAAUUGAAAUCAUCAAAGGUAGGCUGGGGAUGUACCUUAAUGAAACUUCACUGCUCUCAUUUCUCUUUACAAUGACAUUUGUCAUUUCUUCUCACUAUAACAUUGAAAUCACCAUUAUAAGAUGGUCUGAGCUAGAGCCAGGCUGGUACUGAUUUUAAAGGCCAGUACCAAUAUUGCAGUAUAUUAAAUACAGAGUAACAAUAUGUUUGCUUUUUUUUUUUUUUUUUUUUUUUUACAUAUAAAUGAGAUAAAGAUCCCUGAAAUUUGGUUAAUACAACAGUGGGACCAACUGAGAGAACAUGUCACAGUGUAAAAAUAGACUUGUGCUCUCUGGUUGACAGACUGUGUAAUGGUGACACUGUUCUGUUUCUAAACAUGCAUAUUUGGCAUUUCUGUACUGCAGUUUCUACCUAUCAGCCAACAUAAACGUACAUACUGAUAUCGGCUGAGCUGUAGUUCAACAGCUUAUUUAAAUCUAUCAAAACCGAACUGCUUGGCCAUGACUGUUAUUUUUACCAAGAGUUUAAAAUCCUCCCUUUGACAUCUGGAUUGGCAGACUCCAAAAAAUGUCACGGUCAAAAAUAAGUCUUUUCUCAGUUGCUGCUACUGAAGGAAAAAUGUCUGCCACUGCACACACUGGUUGUUUUAGGUCCUUUAACGCCAAUAUGAAUCAUUUACACUCUGGAUAAUAACAAUGUGAUGAAAUAGGUGAAUGCUAUGUAAAAGAUGACUGGAGGAUGUGCUCUACCUUUACCUGCCUUUGUUAAUGUAAAUGAAAGUACAUUCCACAUGUCUAUUUAUAUAUAGAAAUAUGUACAUACUGUAUGCAUUGAGAACUUUAUAAAUCAGUGGAUGUAAAUGGUUUGAUUUGACCAGUUCACAGUAUUUAUCAUCAUCAUCAUAGACCAUAAUCCAUACAUGUUUCUGCCUUGGCUUGUCACUCAGUCCCACUGUCCUUCUUCCUCAGUGUGAUAUCAGUCACAACAUGAUGAGGUUUAUGUUUUUACAUCAGUUGGAAGCCCAGGGAAUCUGCAUGCCUGCUGUUAAACUGCACGGUUGAAUCCCUAAAGCCCUAAAGUCUUUUAAAGUGCUAGUCAUUUUCUAAAAGGCCAAGGGAUUCUGCAGUCAUUCCAGUAGUAUGCACACAAUAUGAAGCAGAAACACACCCGGGUGCUAUCUGCAUAAGAUUAUCAUUUACAGAAAAGACAUUUGAAGUUGUUUCUGCUCACAUUAUUUGUAUAUUGGGUGCAGGGGUCUCGUAUUACUAAUGUCAACCAGCCGACAGAUGUAGUCACCCACACUGCUGAGUAAUAUGUCUCCAUGAUAAUCAAAGGAAAUAAUGAAUGCACUUUUUAUCCUGAUUUAUUCUGCUGUUAAACCCUGAAUCACAACUGUACAAUCACUACAGCUUUUCUUUCUUUUGCUUUUUAUGAUUUAACAAUUGCUGCCACUACAAAGGUUUUCCUUUCCCCACAUUUAUUAAUAAUAAAUCUGAAAUGAUGAGAUCACA